GAAACUUCUGUUGACCCAAAGAGCUUGGCUUGGAAGAAUGGGCGAGGGACCAGGGACCUACUCCGUCAGCCUCAGGCUCUUCAGUUGAAGCGAGGAUUGAUAUGGAUUGAUCCAAUUCAUGCAAGCCUUGUUUGGACACCACGCCAUGCCAUGAUUGGACACGCAGAUCCUCAGCUCUGGGAGCAUGAGCGAACCUGUGCUCUCCCAGGGCGAGAUCCUGCGGCGGCUCAGCGCCGCAGCGCAGGAGGCGCGGCGCCAGCAUUCUUUGGCAUCUGCCCUGAUCUUAUGGCAUCGGAAGACUCGCAACCGAAGGGCAUCUGCCUGGCUUCGCCGCUCCAGCGCCCGACGUGGAGCCGCACGCUUGCUGCGUUGGUGGCACCACAACACCCAAACCCAGCUCGGCCGCCGCUGCGCGGCGCGGGCGCGGGAGGCUCUGCUCCAACGGCGGUGCCGUGCUCGCCGGCUCUCCGAAGCGCUACGGCUCUGGGCGGCGCGGGCCGCGCACGGUGCGCGAAGGCGGUUGCUGCCACUGCGGGCGACCUGCUAUGCACGGGAGAGGCUCCUGGUGCGGAGCUGGUCUGCUUGGAUGCACUUCUGGACCUCUUGCGCCCAGCAGGCACAGGACUUGGCGCAGAAGAGGCGGCAGCUGCUACGAUCUCGCUUGCCAGUUGCCUGGCGCUUUUGGCACACCUGGGCUCAAAGUUCUUCGAACUCCUCACGAUGCUUCGAGCUCUUCCGGACAAAAUGCCGGAAGACAUUGCGGCAAAGGACUUGGGUGGCUUGGCAUCGCUUCUUGGCGCGGCGCUGGGCACGGCAGCAGCGUCAGCGUGAGGCCAUGGCGCUCUUCAAGGGCGCCUCGCGGCGUCACGCCUUGGUGGAGCUGUGGGAGGCAAUGGCGCUGCGGCAGAGGCGCGCCGAGGAGCAGCUGGUGGAGCAAUGGCGCUGGAGGAGGGCAUCACAGAAGGAGGCCUUCCAGGUGAUGCAAGCCUGGCAGAUGCCCGACUCCUCAAAGGGACAAAGAACUCAUAAACACUGGACGAUCCAAUGGGUGUCCGGAAUUCAUGGUUUUGCUUGAAGGAUAUAUACAUAUUCAUGGGUCCCGAACUGGGUCAAUCCUCGAGUUUUUACUGGAUUCCUUCCUUUGAGCCGUAAUCAUCCAAGAGUUGGACGUCUUUAGUCUUUAGUCUUUGUUUUCUUUAAGGACUGCGAGUCGGAGGUCAACCUACCCUGGUUUGGUGUGGAUCCCAAACCAGCCCCACCCCCCUAACCGAAUGGUUUUGGGGCUCCAUGUGGUCCUCUGCAGGGGUAUAGAUGGUUGUAGUGAGACCUGGAUUGACAUGCAACAGUUCUGCCGAACUGGGCGGUUUUGCAGCGUUGCAAGACCUGGCAGAUGGUGAGACGAGAUGGUUGGAUGGUGAUUAGGACCCUUGAGGAUGCUAGGGCGCUCAAGCAAUGAGAACGACGCCACGUCGCUGAAAUGAGAACGCGCGCAGCAGAUCGCAGAAAUUGGCGCACGCUUCUAACAGAUGCGACACGGGAGCCCACCAAAGGCUCCGACCUGGUUCUUCAAAGUGACCUUUUGAUCUCCUGGUUUGAGGUCACAAACAGGCACUUGGGACUCUGGACUCAGGUCAUGAACUGAAGAAGCUGGUAAGUGCCCCUUUCUUAGAGAGACCCCUUCCAUUUGCAUGGACAUUCCCUCCGUCUCGCCGCCAAGGUGCUCUGCCCGGACCAAGGCCGCAGCCUCCAGUGAGCUGCAGAACUUCCGCACAAAGCUGCGGAUGGAGCGCGAGACCGCCACGAACGACACCCAAAAACGCCAUUUGGGUGUGUGUUGAAACAGGGAGACCUCCCAGGCAACGCCUUUCCUG
Messenger RNA from Durusdinium trenchii, 1871 nucleotides. Lineage: Eukaryota; Dinophyceae; Suessiales; Symbiodiniaceae. The record is from the annotation of a GenBank genome assembly.